Ogataea angusta is the source of this 2601-nucleotide messenger RNA. RefSeq lists its product as uncharacterized. Lineage: Eukaryota; Fungi; Ascomycota; Pichiomycetes; Pichiales; Pichiaceae. The record is from RefSeq and is a predicted model, not a curated record. The coding region runs from base 1 to 2601 and encodes 866 amino acids. Gene Ontology annotation, molecular function: transcription coregulator activity. Gene Ontology annotation, biological process: regulation of transcription by RNA polymerase II. Gene Ontology annotation, cellular component: mediator complex. The transcript has a single exon.
AUGUCCUCGAUAUCUAUUCCCGCGACAGAUGUCGAAUUGACACUCGAACAGCUGGUGAAUGUGAGUCUGAAGAAGAACUACACGCCCAGUGCAUUUGGGAAGCUGUUUCGCGAGUUCAAGCACCGCGUGGCGGCCAACAGCGACGAGGAGGUCGACCUGCAGUGUCUUCUGACAAAUUGCGCUCAAUCCCCCCAGAAACUCCGCUACGUGCACGAAAUCCUCGUGGAAAAUGACUUUACAGGCGCCGUGGAUGGGCUCGCCGCGCUAUUUGGCAAAUACAUGGCGCGGAUCGGAGAGAACGACGAGCUCGCUAUUCUUAUCUGGCUGAGCCAGAUCUCGGCUAAAGUGCCGUGGAAACAGGCCGUCGACAGUCCUGAAUUUGUUGCGCAAUUGACUGCCUUUGUCAGGGGCAGCAUGCAGCCACAAACCAGCCCCAAAAAGGCCCUGAUGAUUGCGAAGCUGUUGGUGCAGGUGCUAAAGAGUUGUCCGGGCCCAGACAAUUCUUGCACCUCCUUGGUGCAGCAGUAUCUCGAGUAUCUGGAGAAACACCACGACACGGCCUACCGCUUUCUGAGCAGCUUCUUCCAGAGUUACAAUCUGUCCACCAUGCAGAAAGACUACACUAUGCCCGCGCAGGAGCAGACGGGCCGUGUGUCGAGAAAUAUUAUCAAGGUGUCGAGACUCAAGAAAAUCGUCUGGCUGUCGCACCAGGUCACUGUGGCGUUUUCUCCCGUGAGCGAGGCUUUCUUGCAAAGUUUCAAGGGUCUGCUGAACCUGUCUUCGGUGGCCACGUCCACGACAAACGUUUCGAUCGCGUUCGAGCUCACGGUGUCUCUAUUCGACGGCCUUGUUCUGAGCACUUACAAAACCCAGCACAUAUGGGAACACUUUAUUGUGUCGAAACUGCCGGAGGUGUUUAAGCUGCUGACCAUCAGCCAGCAAAACCUCAGAGAUACACUAACGAACGCGUUUGAGACUAUUAAAAAUCACGACGAGCUUAAACAGAAGCUGAUGGCUGUUCUGGCCGAGUGCGAGCUCGUGGCUGACGUGGGGGCCGUGCCGUCCGCACAGGACGACCUAGCGCGAUUUCAGACGGUGUUUGAGGACGCCAAUCCGGAGUUUGUGUCGCUGGAAGAGUCCGGAGCGUGCGAGCUCGUGAGCUCUGUGAGCACGCUGGCCGGCGAGCGGCAGCUGGCGCAGCUGGUGACGGAUACUAUAGCCCGUUUUGUCCAGGAGGAUGACCACGCACGACUGAAACGGCUACUUGUGGCGCUGACAAGCGUCCCGCGCGUGCUGGACGGCGUGGUGCUGCACAGAAACCCGUACAGCUUUGUGCAACCUCUGGUGAAAUACCUCGACGCGUCGAUCGACCGCGGUUUCGACCAGGAUGCGAUGGACGUCGACGGCGACUCGUCCAACCUGCAGGACACGCACGCGAACCUGGGAGCGCUGCUGCUGUUUGUGGCCUACUGCGGUUUCCGGUACUCGCUGAAUCUCAAGCGUGAGCACGCCGGCUCUGAGGCCGUCAGAAUAAUGGCAGACUGGGACCCUUUGCUGGAUACGGCGCUCAUGAAGCAACUGCAGGAUCCUCAGUCGAGCAUCAACACAGUCAUGAGCGACUGGGUAGCCUCGCUCUUCGAUACCAACAACACAGACGGCGUUUCCGACGAGCUGCUCAAGAAAUCUGCGUCGGUGCGCGAAUACUACGUGGCGAUCCCGUGCGUGGUGGGCCAGGCCGUGCGCGCGUGCCAGCUGGGGAUGAUCGGAUUUGACGACCUUGUCAGCGGGCUCGAGUACUGCCACCAGCCGUUCUUGCUGCCGACGUUUCUGAACGUCGUGCGGCACCUGACUGCGCUCACGUGGACAGAGCCCAGUCUCGAAGUGUCGGUGUGUGGGCAGGUUUUAGACAAGCUUGUGGGCGCCGAGCUGGCGGGGGAGCUGCGCGUGCUGCACGGGAUGGUGGUGGAGAUUGCGAACGACGACCUAUACAAUUGUGGCAUCAGGUCUUCCGCGGUGCGACCACCAGCACCGGCCACGAGACUCGAGGCUCUUAUCGCGUUUGCGAUCGACUCCGACGCCUCGCAGACGUUCGAGCUUGUCGACGUGUACCGGAGCGCUGCCGGACAGCAGCUGGAUUUUUUCCACCGCGAGCUGGGCCGUCUGCUGCAGGAACAGACGCAGUACCAGCCGUCAUUAUUUGAGCCGUUGAGCUACGAGCUGGUGGCCACGUUGAUGAUAAACUACGCGUCGUGGUGCGUGCCGGAAACACUGCAGAAGUGGAUGGCAGCGUCCACGGACCCAAUGGCCAUUUACAAUCGCACAGGCCGCGCGAGAGUCAAGAUCGAGCAGUCUCCAGCAGAGGACGAGAUGAACGACUCGAACGACUCGAACGACAAACUGGGCGACAUGACGUUUGACGCAAAUCUGUUUGGCUUUAUCGAGGAGGCGAAGCUAGACGAGUCCGAGCCGCAGGAGACGCCCGAACAGCACGGCCCGGACCUGUUCCAGGCCAACAUAGCGGCCAUUGCGCAGGAGUCCAGCACGCUGGUUGCAACCGUGAUGAAAAACCUGGCUGUGCGGUACACGCACGACCGGGAAUAA